Camelina sativa (false flax) is the source of this 866-nucleotide messenger RNA. Its product is annotated as INO80 complex subunit D-like protein. The record is from RefSeq and is a predicted model, not a curated record. Gene Ontology annotation, cellular component: NSL complex. NCBI's taxonomy places the organism in Eukaryota, Viridiplantae, Streptophyta, Magnoliopsida, Brassicales, Brassicaceae.
UUUCCCGACUGAUUCUGAAUUUUCCGACGACGGCGAUGGCGUCAGCUUCCAAGAACGUUCAGCAAAACCCUUCCUCCUCGAAACCACCAAGGCCUCCAACGUCUUCCUCCGCCGCUUUAUCUUCCACCGCCGUGGCUUCCACCUCAUCCGAACCCCAAAUUCGUAACCCUAACCCUAACACAAACGUCUUACCAUCGACUUCGGAUUCACCGAUCGCGAUGUCACAAGAGGAUGAAAUCUUCACACGCUCCAGUCACCUAACCCGCCCGGAGCUUCUCCGACGCCGAUCGCACAACCUCAAGCAGCUCGCCAAGUGUUACAGAGACCAUUAUUGGGCAUUAAUGGAAGAUCUCAAGGGGCAACACAGGGAUUACUGGUGGAAGUAUGGGAGUAGUCCGUUCAAAGACGAACAUAACCAAUCGAAUAAGAGACGGAGGAUUGGUCAAGAGGGAGAUGGUGGUGAUGCUGUUGAAGGUAGUGGAGACAAUGGUAAUAACAAUGAUGGUGGUAAGACUGAUCAGUAUGCGAAUAGUAAUUGUGGGAGUUGUAUGUAUGGUUGCAAAGCUAAAGCUAUGGCGCUUACCAAGUAUUGUCAGCUUCAUAUUCUCAAGGAUAGUAAGCAGAAGCUCUACACGGGUUGUACUAACGUUAUAAAACGAGCUCCAGCAGGACCAUUACUUUGUGGAAAACCAACACUAGCGUCGACUGUUCCUGCACUGUGCAAUAUGCACUUCCAGAAAUCCCAAAAGCUUGUUACGAAAGCUCUAAAGGAUGCAGGUCACAAUGCCUCUUCAACAAGCAAGCCUCCUCCAAAGCUUCAUGUUAUAGUAGCUGCAUUUGUGCAUCAUAUUCAAGCAAAAAGAAAA